Tinamus guttatus (white-throated tinamou) is the source of this 956-nucleotide messenger RNA. RefSeq names its product butyrophilin subfamily 3 member A2. Lineage: Eukaryota; Metazoa; Chordata; Aves; Tinamiformes; Tinamidae. Gene Ontology annotation, molecular function: signaling receptor binding. The record is from RefSeq and is a predicted model, not a curated record. Gene Ontology annotation, cellular component: external side of plasma membrane. Gene Ontology annotation, biological process: regulation of cytokine production; T cell receptor signaling pathway.
GUUACAGGAAUCUGAUAAAAUUUGCCCUGGAAAUUCUGCAUAUUGAUGUCCUCCAAACCUGCACGUUGACGGGCUGCACAUUUCCUUGGGUGAUGAAUCCCCACAUCAUUAUUUUCCUACAGCUAAUUCACAUGGUCACAGGCCAGUUUAAAAUCAUCCCUCCUGACAACCCUGUCAUUGGGGUCGUUGGAACAGGAGUCAUCCUGCCCUGCCAGCUGGAAGCUAAAACCAUCUCCGAGCGACUUUCUAUCCAGUGGAUAUUUGCUACAAACUCCGAAAAAAUUGAUGUGAGCAUCUACGAUGGAAAAAACACACAAGAUCCAGUUACGGAAGACAAGAGAUACCAGGGCAGGACGAGUUUCUUCCAUACCGAGUUUGACAAGGGAAAUGUGUCCCUCUACCUGAGGAAUGUCACGGUCUCUGACAAGGGGAAAUACACGUGCAGCGUCUUCUUCGAGAACUGGUACGAUGAGGUGGUGGUGGAGCUCUCCGUGGCUGCCACAGGUGAUGGGUCAUCCGUCUUUCUGGAUGGUCAUGUGGGUCAGGGCAUUGGCCUCACUUGCAAGUCCAAAGGAUGGUUCCCAGAGCCCAGAGUCGUGUGGCUGGACAGCAAAGGAGAGAUACGAAAGGAGGAAGCGAUCACCCAAAACGUGAGGACAUCUUCAGGGGUUUUUGACAUCAUAAGUUCCAUGAACCUAGAACCCAGAUCUGACACGGAGGUGUCCUGUAGAGUGGUCAAUGACCUACUCAACACAGCAUGUGAGUCCCGAGUCCUGAUUUCAGAUACCUUCUUUCCUUCCACUUCACCUUGGAUGACGGCCUUCCUUGUGCUCUUGUUUCUCAACGCAGUUCUUAUUGGUGCUAUGGCUUAUAAGCUUAAGAAUCGAUACCGGGUUGAUUUGGAUUUCUGGGAAGCUCAGAAUCGUGCAGUACCCAUCACUAUGAAUCCAGACUAG